Molecule: messenger RNA, 750 nt
Organism: Pollicipes pollicipes
Lineage: Eukaryota; Metazoa; Arthropoda; Thecostraca; Pollicipedomorpha; Pollicipedidae
Product: pro-resilin-like
Exons: 5
Cellular component (GO): extracellular matrix
Source: RefSeq, a predicted model, not a curated record
GGCUAUGGUCAGCAGUCCAACGGAGGCUAUGGCCAGCAGUCCAACGGAGGCACAGAGUCUCCUACGCCCUACUCGUUCAGCUACGACGUGCUGGAUGUCCGUGGUAACGACUUUGGCGCGGCCGAGGAGUCCAACGGUGAGGAGGUGCAGGGCCAGUACAGCGUCGUGCUGCCUGACGGCCGACUCCAGACCGUCUCCUACUCGGUUGAAGGAGACUCUGGCUUUGUGGCCGACCUUGAGUACGAGGGUGAGGCCAAGUUCUUCAACGCCUACGGCGAGGAGGAGGGUCGCAGCAACGUCAAGAGGGGGCGAAGCUCUGGCGCCCAGUCCCAGUACGGUGCUCCCUCUGGCGCCCAGUCCCAGUACGGUGCCCAGUCUGGUGCCCAGUCCCGGCACGGUGCUCCCUCUGGCGCCCAGUCCCAGUACCGUGCACCCUCUGGCGCCCAGUCCCAAGAGCCGUUCCAGUCAACCCUGGAGCAAGCGGAUUAUUCUCAUUCCAACGGAGGCUAUAGUCAGCAGUCCAAUGGAGGCUACAGCCAGCAGGCCAACGGAGGCUACGGACAGACCGGGCCUCCUACGCCCUACUCGUUCAGCUACGACGUGCUGGAUGCCGACGUCGAGUACGAGGGUGAGGCCAAGUUCUUCAACGCCUACGGCGAGGAGGAGGGUCGCAGCAACGUCAAGAGGGGACGUGGCCCGACCGGAGGUCAGGGUUACGGCUCCAGCCGCGGCCAGAAAUACGGCAAUUAG